Molecule: messenger RNA, 1344 nt
Organism: Aspergillus puulaauensis
Lineage: Eukaryota; Fungi; Ascomycota; Eurotiomycetes; Eurotiales; Aspergillaceae
Product: zinc-dependent alcohol dehydrogenase
Exons: 4
Coding region: 1-1344 (447 amino acids)
Molecular function (GO): zinc ion binding; oxidoreductase activity
Source: RefSeq, a predicted model, not a curated record
AUGGCCGCAACACAGGCCGCAAAUUUCGUCGAGAAGGCCAUUGGCCACAGCGACACUGCAACAACCACCACUGACAUCAGUAAUUACAACAAUGAGUACGGCGUCGAGACGGGUGAGAAGAUCCGCGCGACGGUCUGGGAGGGAAAGAACGAGGUCGGAAUCGUUGAAAUGCCCAAGCCGCGUAUCGUGGAUGCUCCCGAUGCCAUCGUCAAGGUAACAGGGAGUACAAUUUGCGGAAGCGACCUGCAUCUAUACCAUGCCGUGAUCCCCCAACUCCAAAAAGGCGACGUCCUCGGCCACGAAUGCUGCGGAGUAAUCGACUCCGUCGGACCGGGAGUCACAAAAUACAAGCCAGGCCAGCGCGUCGUCGUCUCCUUCCCCAUUGCCUGCGGGACCUGCCGGCGCUGCAAAGCCGAACUGUACAGCCAGUGUGAAAACACCAACGAGAACAGCAUCACGAACGCAAUGUACGGGAAGCGAACGGCCGGAAUCCUCGGGUACAGCCACUUCACGGGUGGCUUUGCAGGUGGACAGGCUGAGUUUGUGCGCGUGCCGUUUGGAGAUGUCAAUCUGCUGCCCAUCCCCGAUGCGGUGCCGGACGAAAGGGCAUUGUAUUUGAGUGACGUCGUGGCGACGAGCUGGCACUGUGUUGUUGAUACCGGGGUCAACAAGGGCGACGUUGUUGCUGUUUGGGGUGCUGGGCCAAUUGGGCAGAUGAGCGUGGAAUUUGCGUUCUAUCAUGGGGCAAGCCGGGUGAUUUUGAUUGAUGGAGCGGAUGGGGCGUGGAGGUUGGAUUUUGUGAAGGCGAAGGUGCCCAAGGUUGAGACGCUGGACUUUUCGAAAUUGCCGAGAGGAGAAUCCGUUUCUAGCCAGCUGCGCCAGAUGACGGACCAUUCUUUGGAUGUCUGUUUGGAGUGUGUUGGGGGCGAGUAUGCGAAGGGAUGGGUGCAUUUCUUUGAGCAGAUGAUGGGUGCAGAGACGGAUACCUCAGAGAUCGUGAAUGAGAUGAUUACCUCUGUCAGGCCGUUUGGACGGGUUGGAUUAACGGGCGUUUACGCUGGAUUUACGAACCACUUUAAUAUCGGAGCGCUUAUGCAGACCGGGGUCCGAUUGAUUGGGAAUGGCCAGGCGCCAGUGCAUAAGUACUGGAAGGGACUAAUGGAGCUUGUUCAGAAGGGAAAAAUUGACCCACUCCGCAUGGUCAGCCAUCGACUCCGGCUCGAGGAUAUUGACAAGGUAUAUGCAAUGUUCAACCAACGCGAACAGGGUAUGCAGAAAGUAUACCUGGAAACGAGACACUCGAGGCCGAGAGCCCCAGAGUCACCAGAGUUGACCAGGCUUUAA